Messenger RNA from Acipenser ruthenus (sterlet), 12570 nucleotides. RefSeq names its product phospholipase C, epsilon 1 (gene plce1). The transcript is spliced from 34 exons. The record is from RefSeq and is a predicted model, not a curated record. Gene Ontology annotation, molecular function: guanyl-nucleotide exchange factor activity; phosphatidylinositol-4,5-bisphosphate phospholipase C activity. NCBI's taxonomy places the organism in Eukaryota, Metazoa, Chordata, Actinopteri, Acipenseriformes, Acipenseridae. Bases 1446 to 8423 code for a protein of 2325 amino acids. Gene Ontology annotation, biological process: lipid metabolic process; small GTPase-mediated signal transduction; phosphatidylinositol-mediated signaling.
UUAUUGUGUUUUAAGGUUAGUUUGAGUGAGAAGCGCUGCCACAUUCAAUUGUUGCUUUAGUAAAAGUUCAAAUCCUUUUCAUAUCUUAUUUCAUACCCCCGAUUAAUUUCUAUUAGUUAUUUUAACAAACAUCUCUAAAGGUGCAACAUACUAGAGUAGCUGGGCAGCCAGUAGGUCAUAUUCACAGAACUUUAAGGACUGUUUUUAAUUGAUUAAUUUAAUCCGUUCAGCUGUUUUGGAGAGGGUUCAUGUGUUCAUUCUCAUGUUCAGUUCUGUGUAACCAAAGAAGAUAUUUAUAAACAAACAAACACAGAAGUUCUUAAAAAAUAAAACAAAGGUAAAAGAAAUGCGUUCAGAAAAAAAAAAAGUGCUAGUAAAACGCUCAGUUUCUACUCACGCUCCACCUUUUUUUGAACUUGUGCACAAUUAUAUUGUUAAGGUGGUUUACCGUUUUUUAAAUAACCGUACAAAUGUGAUCCUGCAGACCUUCCUUGUGAAGUUAUAAGCAUGUUUUGCCUUGCAUGCGAGCGAACCUUUCUUGCUUCAGCUAAUUUACAUUUUCCAUGUGGGGGAAUUCAACUUUUUUUUUUCAUUCGGAGACAUUAGUAACUAAAGUCUUUCUUUCUACAAGACUGCUGGCAGCAACGAAUAAGGCAGAGGUUGCUGUGUUGCACUUCUGAGGGAAACCGUUGAAUUGGGGCAUUGUUUGCCUAGAUAGCAGGACUUUUUCAUUGUGAAAACGAGAGAAUGGUGUAAAAAGGCACCUUGUGUGCUGCUGCUGAUAGACCAUCGAGGCUAGCUGAAUAUCACGAAGAAAUCGGAGCAAUCAGUACCAGUCCCAUCAGUACUCACUCAGUCUCUUGGAAACACGGUUAGCUCAGACAUUCCUAUGCCGUGACACGGCACACAGUAAACGCCACUUCCACAGUUUAUCUGGCCAAGCUAUUGUACAUAGAGCUGUAGCUGGAACUCCCGCUUAACUUUCACUCACAGUAGCAAUAUGACCGUGGACCUCGCUCCACUCUGCAGCGUGCAAGUGCGAAUUAGGUGGUGCUGGAGCUGGAGUCAGUGAGAACACAUUCCAUAUCGCCACCAAACUUUGCCUUCCUUAGUUCAACGCACAUGAGAGAGGUUACCCAAGUCCUGGAAGCACACAAAGACAAACACUGAGACACAGAAAUGUGAACAGGGGCUUCGGUGACGUUCUGUUCCACAGUGCUCAAUGCUCAAGCAGAACAACUUGCCUGUCAAUAUUGGAAAGCAAAACAUUGAUAUGCAAGCUCUUAAAUCCGGAACUGCUUCCACCUCAGAAGAUCAGUCUUGCCUGCCAGAGUUUCACAGCUGUGGAAGUUGUAUUGCCUAUUAACAACACAUCUGCUUUGAGCUUGCAUGCUCUGUUAGCUGAUUAUGCAAGUUGAUUUACACCCAGUUUUUUGCUCCAUGAUAUGAAGGUUAGCGGAGAAAACCAGCGGAAUAUCUCCAGUCUAUGUGUUAGCAUGGCCUCUGAGGGAAUGGAUGCUUUGGGGCAGGGGAAAGUGAUAUCAGCUUUGUCAGCUGGGAACAAAAAUAGCUCAAAUGCUUCAAACACCAGGAGACACUCGGCCAAGCAAGAAAGAGGUCUCACUUCAACACUGCCGUGCCUUACAGAGUCAGAACACUACGAAUCUGCGUCAAAUAUUCUGCCACUGUCAACCAAAGCAGGAAUACCCUAUGACUGCCAGACAAGAGAGUUUUGGGGUGGCAAAACUGGGGAGUUGGGUUCCGUUGUUGACAUUGACAACCUACACUGCUGCAGCUCAAUGCAGAGAGACAGUACAGGCAGCUUCUGUUGCAGCCAGCUGUGCCAGACAUGUGAUCUACUGGUAGAAGGGAGCGUUUGCUUGGAGACUCACAUUCUUACAGAACUGGAGAGCACUGCUAAGCCCCUGCAAGAUGAGCUACAGUUGGGAAUGGAGAGCCUUUCCUCAAAGUUAGAUCAGUUUGUAGGGGAAAAGCCAGAGGAGAGCUGUGUGGCUGGAUCCAACAACCCAUGGGACUCGAACACCAGCCAGAAAAGGGAGAAGCAAUAUUCCUGUCUGUGUCGCAGACUCAAAACUAGCUCCACAGGACAGUGUUUACCAGUGCCAUUAGACUGUCCUGCUGUCCCAGAUGCUGACUUGAUAGGUGUCUGUGGCUGUGAUAUUGUGGACGUUACAAAAAGUUGCCCGAACCAAGAUAUGUUGCAAGGUUGUGUUCAAUGGGUUAAAGAUGGGUACUCAAGUCUGGAUAGACGCUGUAGGAAACACAAAUCCAAAUGCCCUAGUGAUGGUAGCAGCUCUUUUCAGUUCCGAGUGGCCCAUAAGCCAGCCACAAGUCCACAAAAUAAUGAGGAUAACAGUGGGGAAGAGUGGCCAGAGGAUGAUUUUUUCCGAAACAAGAAAGAACGCUCCACUCUACUAGUCAGGAGGUAUUAUAAAAAUAACCGGGAGGUGAAGAAAUCUGUUUAUACAGGCACAAGAGCUAUAAUGAGGACGCUGCCUUCAGGUCACAUAGGAGACAAAGCCUGGGAGUCUGUUUGCAAAAAAAGACAAAACAUCUUUGAGAAACACAUUAGGUCAGUGACUGAAAACAUCACUGUGCUUCAGGCUGGUGACCUGCAAUCGUAUGGGCUGCUCCAUUUCUUGGCCAAAUCUAAGGAUUAUGAGUUGUUUACACUGUCACAGGAAUGGCUGAGUGGUGACGUCAGGCCAGAUGCAGGAACAAACACAGAAGCAAGUGCUGCAGGGCAAAAGAUCCACAGUGCACUGAGAGGAGAAGGGGGGGAGGAAGCCCUUGAGAACCUGCUCCAUCCUUCUAGAAAGCUCCUGGCCUCGGCAGUAGCCUGCAGGAGAGGUGGAGGUUGCUGUGAUAUAAAGCCAUGUGUCCAUCGUGUGCUGCCUAAGUACCGCGCCACUCUCCAAAGAACGUCUGUCUCUGACCACAUCACCGGGGCUCUGCUAGAGGCUACUACAUCCAUAGGAGCACGGAGUGGGCUGCUGAACCUCAUAGCAGGAUUCACUGGCAGAGCAAUGCUAAAAGAACGUCAACUGGGCACAACGAUGGCUGGUUCAAACACUCUGCCCUCGAAUGUAGCUGGAAUCAGUAAGGAUCUGGCUGACCUGAGGCACCUUAUCCAGUUCCCUGAGGAGAUUGCCAGCAUUUUGACAGAGCAGGAGCAGCACCUGUACCGCAGAGUUUUUCCACUCGAUUACCUCAGCUUCCUGACGAGGGACCUGGGCAGUCCCGACUGCCAGAACCGGCAUCCUGUCCUUAAAACCUCUCUCUCUGCUCCUGCCCUCUCCAAAAAGAGUGGCAGCCACAACACCAUUGAGGACCUGGUCACACGCUUCAAUGAGGUGAGCUCCUGGGUGACCUGGCUGAUCCUGACCGCCGGCUCCAUGGAAGAGAAACGGGAGGUCUUCUCCUACCUCAUCCACGUAGCCAAGUGUUGCUGGAACAUGGGAAACUACAAUGCUGUGAUGGAAUUCCUGGCUGGGCUCAGGUCUCGGAAGGUGCUGAAGAUGUGGCAGUUUAUGGACCAGUCUGAUAUUGAAACCAUGCGAAGCCUGAAGGAUGCUAUGGCACAGCACGAAUCCUCUUCGGAGUACAGGAAGGUCGUGAACAGGGCUCUGAACAUCCCCGGCUGUAAAGUGGUGCCUUUCUGCGGAGUCUUUCUGAAGGAGCUCUGUGAUGCUCUGGAUGGGGCUGCCAGUCUGAUGAAACUCCGUCCUCACUUCAUCUCUCAGGAGGAAUCUAUUGAGUUUGUCACAGACUACAAUGGGCAGGACAACUUCUUCCAGCGGGUUGGGAUGGAUGGUCUCCACAACACUGAGAAGGAGGCGACUGUCAGCAACAUCCUGCAGACCAUUCGCAGCUGCAACCGGAGCCUGGAGUCCGAGGAGGUGGACGAGACCAUCAGCGAAGGCUCUGGGUCACGCAAGAACUCCUUUAAGGACAGGAGCAAGAACCAAUUCACAGUGGGAGACCUGUCCGAUUCCGAGGGAGACCUGUCUGAGCAAGCGAAGGAUUAUGACUUUCAAGGAACGGAAGAGCAGCAAAAAGCUUUCAGCCAUGGGACAGAACUUGUCCCCUGGUACGUCCUGUCCAUCAGGGCUGACGUCCACCAGUUCCUACUCCAAGGAGCCACAGUCAUUCAUUACGACCAGGAAGCCCACCUCUCGGCCCGCUGCUUCUUGAAGCUGCAGCCCGACAACUGCUUCUUGACUUGGUCGAAGCCGAUGAGCUGCGGUGGGGAGCUCAGUCAUUGCAAGCCCCAGUUCUUUGGACAAGUUGCACUGAAUGGAUUGGCUGAUGGGUUCUUGGACUUGUCCGUGGUUAAGGCUGUUUACAUGGGCCACCCCGGAAUGGACAUGCACGCUGUUUGCGUUCAGAAUAAACUGUGUGACAUGACCCCUGAAGAGAAUGGGGUGACACUGCUGUAUGGGCUCCACACUACUGAUAACAAGUUGUUGCACUUUGUCGCUCCGAAGUACACUGCCAGAAUGCUAUAUGAUGGACUGCUGGAGUUAGCCAACGCUGUGAGGAAGAUGAAAAGGUUCCCUGACCAGAGGCUUCAGUGGCUAAGGAAGCAGUAUGUUUGCUUGUACCAGGAAGAAGGCCGUUAUGAAGGUCCAACGCUGGCUCAGGCGAUUGAGCUGUUUGGAGGCAGGCGGUGGAACGCGAGGAACACAAGCACAGGGACUUUGAGCAGAGGCUCAGAGAAACCCAACAUACAAAGAAUCAGCACGACAAAGAAGAAAAAAAAAGGACUUAUGAGGGGGGACAGUGGAGAUGCUACCGAUGAUGAAAUGGCGACUCGGAAAACAAAAAGCUGUAAAGAAAACUCUGGCAGGAGUGGUUCUGAUCUUCUGGACUUCAGGGAGCAGGUUGAACCAGAGGAGAAUACUGCAAUGGGUUUUCCUGGAUCCUAUCCCCUACCGUCAAGAAAAGCCAACUCCCUCACGACCGCUGUCUCUCCUAGCAUGGCAGCCUCCACCACCCCUGCCAGGCCUGCUUCUUCUCCUGUCUUGUCUGCUGCUAAUAAGAGCCAGCCAUGCACCUGGAGCAGUCGCAGCUGGCAUGGUCGAGGGAAAGGAAGCUUAAAAGGCUUUCAGAACCUGAUGAUAUCCGACAGCAACAUGAGCUUCACUGAAUUUGUGGAACUUUUUAAAUCGUUCAGCAUUCGAAGUCGGAAGGACCUGAAGGAGCUAUUUGAUAUCUAUGCUGUGCCGUGCAAUCGCUCAGGGUCAGAGUCUGCUCCACUCUACACAAACCUGACUAUUGACGACAACAUCACUGGGUUACAGCCUGACCUAGACCUCCUAACCCGUAACGGAUCUGAUCUUGGCCUCUUCAUAAGAACCAGACAACAGAUGUCUGAUAACCAAAGACAGAUCUCAGAUGCGAUCGCUGCUGCCAGCAUUGUGACCAAUGGAACUGGAGUUGAAAGUGCAUCGCUGGGAGUGCUGGGGAUUGCCAUCCAGCAGCUCAACGACUUCCUGGUGAACUGUCAAGGAGAGCAUCACACCUAUGAUGAAAUCCUCAGCAUAAUCCAGAAGUUUGAACCCUCUGUCAACAUGCGCCAACUGGGAUGGAUGUCUUUUGAGGGUUUUGCAAGGUUUCUGAUGGACAAGGACAGCUUUGCCUCCAAAAAUGAUGAAUCUCAAGUGAACGAGGAAGACCUGCAAUACCCCCUUUCUUAUUAUUAUAUUGAAUCCUCGCACAACACCUACCUCACAGGGCACCAGCUUAAAGGGGAGUCCUCUGUGGAGCUUUACAGUCAGGUGCUGUUGCAAGGCUGCAGGAGUAUUGAACUGGACUGCUGGGACGGAGAUGACGGGAUGCCCAUUAUCUAUCACGGACACACACUCACUACAAAGAUCCCAUUCAAGGAUGUUGUAGAAGCUGUCAACCGCAGUGCUUUUGUUAACUCAGACCUGCCUGUCAUCUUAUCAAUCGAGAAUCACUGUUCCCUGCCUCAGCAACGCAAGAUGGCAGAAGUCUUUAAGUGUGUGUUCGGGGACAAACUGGUGACUAAAUUCUUAUUUGAGAGUGAUUUCUCAGACGAUCCACUGUUGCCAUCACCACAGCAACUAAAAGGAAGAAUUCUUCUCAAAAACAAGAAGCUAAAAGCACAUCAGGCUCCUGUUGAUAUUCUGAAACAAAAGGCCCAUCAGCUGGCACAUAUGCAGGCCCAAGCAAGUAACGGCACUCCUGCAAGCAGUACACCUGGGAAUAACGAAGAAGAAGAAGAUGAGGAGGAUGAAUACGAUUACGACUAUGAGUCUCUGUCUGAUGAUAACAUCCUUGAUGAUCGACCAGAGGGCAAGUCAUCCACCGAUAACUUUCAGUUUGAAUACAGUGAAGAAACCCCCAAGAGAACCAAGAAAGCAUACAGCACUGCUUGCAGCAAAGGAAAGAUUUUCGAUAUGGAACUUGGGGAAGAGUUUUAUCUUCCACAAAACAAGAAGGAAAGCAGACAGAUUGCUCAGGAGCUUUCAGACAUGAUAAUAUACUGCCAAGCUGUCAAAUUCCCAGGCCUUUCAACUCUUACUCCAUCUGGAUCUGGCAGAGGAAAAGAGAGAAAGAGCAGGAAGUCCAUCUUUGGAACCAAUCCUGGUAAAAUGAGCCCUGGGGAAUCCAUGACAUUGGUCAGAGCAUCUGGAAAAGGCUCUUUUGACCCCAUGCGGCUGAGUUGGGAUGAGCCCUCUUCACCCCCAUUUAACCCCAACACCUGCCUGAGCGCUAUCAUCCGGACACCAAAGUGCUAUCAUAUCUCCUCUGUGAAUGAGAACGCUGCCAAGCGCCUGUGCCGGAGGUAUUCUCAGAAGCUGAUUAAACACACCACCUGUCAACUGCUGAGAACCUACCCGGCCGCCACUCGCAUCGACUCCUCCAACCCAAACCCGGUCAUGUUCUGGCUCCAUGGCAUUCAGUUGGUGGCUCUUAAUUACCAAACAGAUGACCUCGCCAUGCACUUAAAUGCAGCAAUGUUCGAGACAAAUGGGGGUUGUGGGUAUGUGCUGAAGCCACCAGUUCUGUGGGACAGGAACUGCCCAAUGUACCAGCAGUUCUCCCCAUUGGAACGAGAGCUGGAGAGCAUGAGUCCGGCAGUAUAUUCUCUCUGGAUUAUCUCUGGUCAGAAUGUGUGUCCCAGUAACACGUCAGGCAGCCCCUGCGUAGAAAUUGACGUGCUGGGGAUGCCUGCGGACAGCUGUCACUUCCGAACCAAACCCACCCACCGCAACACCCUGAACCCCAUGUGGAACGAGCAGUUUCUCUUUCAUGUCUGUUUCGAGGACUUGGUUUACAUCCGCUUUGCUGUGGUCGAAAACAACAGCUCAGCAAUCACUGCCCAAAGGAUAAUUCCUUUGAAGGCUCUAAAAAGAGGGUACAGGCACUUGCAACUGAGAAAUCUUCACAAUGAACCGCUGGAGAUCUCAAGUCUCUUCAUUUACAGCAGGGCAGAAGAAAAUUCCAGUGGAAACAACGUACCUGCUUCAGUGGUGUUCAGUACAGAGGAGCGGCGAGCUGCAGCCCUGUACAAAGUGACGGUCCAUGGCACCCCAGGUCCUGAACCCUUCACUGUCCUCUCUGUGAGCGAGAAGACCACAGCCAGACAGCUUCUUCACAAAUUACUCUCUUCAAAGACAGGCUCAGUUUCGAAUACCCUGGGCUACUUGUUGGUGGAAGAAAAAGUGUUUCUGUGCAAGGAGAAGAGCGAGUGCAAGAAGCAGCCGCUUCAGCGUGUCAUCGGGGCAGAGGAGGAGGUUGUAAAAAUCCUCAACAGCUGGUUCCCAGAGGAAGGCUAUGUGGGAAGAAUCAGCCUCAAAACCAAGGAGGAUAAUCUCAACCAGAGGAACUCCAUCAUGGAGGUGGUAGAGGAAGCGAAUAUCAGCGCAGAAGAGGACAGUUUCUUUGUUCAGGUGCAUGAUGUUUCUCCAGAGCAGCCUCGCACAGUCAUCAAAGCACCUCGCUUCAGCACUGCACAGGACAUCAUCCAGCAGACACUAAGUAAAGCCAAGUAUUCGUACAGCAUCCUGACCAAUCCCAACCCCAGUGACUACGUGCUUGUGGAGGAAGUCACAAAAGAGCCUGUAAACAAGAGAGCGUCAACCUCCAAGCCGACCCAGCGCAUCCUCUUUGAUCAGGAAAGUGUCUAUCAAGCACAGAGCAAGUGGAAGGGGGCAGGCAAGUUUAUCCUCAAGCUCAAAGAGCAAGUCCAGACCACACGGGACGAUAAGAGGAAAGGUAUUUCUUUUGCCAGUGAGCUCAAGAAAUUCACCAAAUCGGGCAAGCAGAGUCGGAACCCCUCAGGGCCAGCUCAGACGACGCCCCCAGAAAGUGGUCAGAGUAAGGAUGAGAAAGCUGCAUGUGGUGUGCCCUUCAGUGAGGUUGCUGAGUAACAUCCCUAAGUGCUUGCAUUGAGUCCCAUUCAGGUUGGUGUCCUGAGAGACUCAAUCUGCAAGUCAACACCCCUGCCUCUUCCACGUGGUCUUUCCCCCUGCUCCGGAACUGGAAAUUGCACAAAUGAUUCCAGGAUCGAGACAGUUUUUGGGAAAUUCAAGUCAGGAAUGUGUGGGUACAGGUUGAGCAGCUCUGAACCCCUCAACCUUUGGAAGGAGCCCAUAGUCAGGUUACUUUGGAAGAUGGAUUGCAGGGUGUGUAGAGCAGAGUAUUUUUAAAUAGGGGUUUUACUGUUGAUAGACGAAUGUGGCAGUGAAAUACCUGGUGGUGACUGCACUACUUCUCUCUCUGCGGUUGGUAUCACUGUCCAGCCCAGUGGAGUACAAUAUUUUAAAAAUACCCAAUUGAUCAAGGUAACUGCAUAUCCCAGCUUUGUGCGGUCCUCCAAUGGGUUACCAAAAAAAACCCCAGCCCCCUCUCCUGUCCCACUGGUAGAAGGGGCAAACAACAAGCUGGCUUGUUAGAAUCCAUUGGGAUGCUUUGGUUUUGAAAGGUCCUGUUUAAAGAUUUUUAACUGAUGUUUUGAAUGCCUUCGAGUAACACCGAGUUACGUGAAGCACUUUGAAACCAAUUCAUAAAUUGUGAAACGUGUUGCACUUUGACAUAUUGUCUUUUGAAGCUAAUAUUAAUGUCUUUUGAUGUGCUUGAUAUUUAUGUGGUACCGCAUAAUUAAGUAUUAAAUCAAAUAGCAACUUUGAUGUAGAAGUUAAAUUGGAUAUCAAUCGUCCGAUUCUAAUUGUAGCUGCUGUGUGUAUAUGUGAUAUUAUGUGGAAUAACUCCCAAUAGUCCUCUAUGUUUCAGAAAAUUAAAAGUUUUCUGAGUCAAAAAAAGUGAUGUGAAAGUUAAACUUAAUACAUUACAAAGCAAAACUAUUAUAUUGUAGUUUUAGGGAUGGUGCAUGGAAUUGGAACAUUUUACUUUUCUCUAGACAAAGAAAUUGUGAUGCUAUUCAUAUUGUCUUGAAUGAAGAACCUCACCCAUGCAAUCACACUUCUCAAUAUUAAAACAAUUAAAAAUAAAAUAUAUAUAUAUAUAUAAUUAGACCUGACAGAACUCAAUAUUCUUUCUGUUUCAAACUAAACUGUUAUGGUAGUCAGAAAUUCUUUAAACAUAUCCUAUUUCUUUCAGCCAUUUAUAAAAUGCCAGAGCGAUAUUUAGGACAGAAAAAUAUAUAAGCGCCCUCAUUGCAAAUCCAUGCACUGUCCCUUUUUUGGUUGGUAACAUGUACAAAAUAACUCCAGACAGAAAGCUGAUAAAACAAUUUGCAAUUUAAAGGACAGAAAAAUUCAAGAUAUGUACACAAAAGUAUUGUAGAUUUGUGAAUGUUUAUAUAGCACUAUUUCAGGUGAUAUUAUGUAAAUACAUUGAGCCAGUUUUAUGUCAGUUAGAAGAAUGUGUUAAUAUUGUAUAUAUUAUUUCUAUUCUAGUUGUUUAUUUUUUCUUUUGCUAGUGAAGGACGCUAUAUAUACAUAUAGUGGGAUUGUACCAUUCUGGAGUUUCAACAUUAAUCAUGUGUUUUGGGAGUUCUUGUACUAAAAAUAAAUAGUCUGUUAGGUGCAUUGUAAAAGAUGUUCAAAGAAUGCAGGGCCGGUGCAUGGGUGAACAGAAUAGGUGUGUUCAUCCAGUAUCAGAGCUUGAGGACUGGACUUUGCAGUGGAAAAAACCAAAACAAACAAUGAUACUUUACCAUUUUCUGUUGCCAGCAUCUGUUUUCUGUUCCAGUAGUUCUUGACUGCUUACAAUCAGCUAUUUUGUGCCUCAAAAGCGUUUUCAAUAGAAAUCACUGCAGCCCAACAGCUUACCUUACUACCCAUCUAGGGAGAUAGAUGUCUCUUUAUUGCGAAAUUCCAGAGAAAACAUUUGAACACAUUGGUAAUUGGAUCUUCCUCUGACUUCUACUAGUACAAAAAGAGAUGCUAACAUGGAAGCUUUGUUUUACUUCUAGUUCACAACCAUCUUUUGCUUGUUGCCCUUUUUUGAUUGAGACUUAUUUAGGAAGGAUACACUAAAGACAGUUUUGCUAACCUUGGCUCAACGUGUACAUUUAAAUAUAUAAUGCAGCAGUUACUGUCUUUCAUGCAAUAGCUUGUACUGUUUUCUAUCACAAGUGCAUUUUAUAAGAAUUUUAUAUAUUCUUAAACAUAGUAAAAUUGAAAAUGUAAAUUAGAGAGAUCUGACUGGUCCUUCUACUUUUUUGAAUUUGUGGUUAAUUGUAACCAGUGCUCCAGAUAAGGUCUUGGGUCCUUAAGCUUAAACACUGCGUAAACUGUAUUUUGGUUGUGUAAAAUGUAACAUUUACAUUGAAGUCAUGAGUACUAACAUUAAAUACAGUACAUACUUUAAUGCUAACUUAUGGGGUAUACAUUAACUACAACCUUACAUUUGAACUGUUAUGUUAAUUUGAACUACUUUACAAAAACUUUAGUCCUGCCUUAAUAAUAUUAGUCUGAGUAGUUUCAAGUGUGGUUUUUAUUUAUGUAUUUAUUUAUUUGUUUAAGUUGAAAACCCUAAUUUAUUGGUCAUGUGUCUCUGGCAAUUCCCAGGCAGGCUACAAUUAGCUGCCCCAGCAUUCUCUAGCUACCACUUGCAGUAUAUUAACAAAUUAACAUUGAGACUCCGGGAACCAACAAAGUAUAAGAAGCUUGAUAACAUGCAAACUGAAGCUGUGCAGCAAAAUUGUCAUGCACAUUCUUUACACAUAAAAUGUAAACAUUUUUUCAAUGCAUAAACACGCAGUACACAGCUUAUCUGGAGCGCUGAUUGUAACAAUUUUAAUUCAUAAAAAGGGACAAUGACUUUGUAUUUGUUGUCCAUAAAUUCUUGAACGAGGCUAACAUUUAAGCACUGCAUAUGCCGGCUGUGUAAGUGGUAUAGCUUUGUUUGUUUUUAAAGUGGCCUUGUCUCACCUGCUUGGGUUAGCCUGUCAUGUGAUAUAAACUACCUGGUGCAGAAUCUGAAUGUAUCAUGUCACAGUGUUUGUAAUGCAUGGUUACAAUGGCACACAAGCAUUCACAUUUUUAUUUUACAAAAAGAAAAUACUAAUUGUCAGUGCCGAUAACAAAAUACUUGAUGAAACACAUUAAAAUACAGUUCAUCGACUGUAUUAUUUUCAUUUUACUAACCUGCUAAAACCUAGAAAGCUACAAACUAUACAUGGAAACACAAUCCGAUUUAAGUUAUUUUACAUCAGAGGCUUGGUUGGCAAAAUGUUGUUUUCAUAGAUGUGGAGAUAGCUCAUAUGUACUUGGUCAUCUGUUUUACUGCUAAAAGGAAUGAUUAUACAAUAUAAUGUAUUUGUCUAUUUAUAUAAUCAUGCCAUCAAAGCUGUUUCUUUAUAAACUCAUUCAAAUCUGUGUGUUUACAAACAAACAGUGGCUUUUUAUUUUUAGUGUAUUACUACUUUUUUCAACAAUUUCUGUUGAUUCAUUGUGUUACAGGAGAUUGUUAUUGUGUAUUGCAUGUGCAUUUUUAGAGCACACAUUUCUUGACUUAAAACUAUGAAUAUGAAUUUGUGUAUGAGAUUCAUCAUGUUCCCUUUGCUUUAUUUCUGUAUACCAUGUCAUAGUUCUAUUUGUCUACAAUGGCAGUCACAAACCUGUUUUCUAUUGUAUGUGUGUCAUAUUUUUUAAUGUGAUAUUUAUGUUACUAUAGAUAAAAGCUCAAAACUCGGCAGAUAUAUUUUGGUUCAUUAGAAAAUGGCAGGAUGUAAAUUAGUUUCUGACUAGAUUGUUUUGGUAUGAUUAAAGCGUGCCUCAGUCCCAGUUCAUCACUUUAGAUUUACUGCUCCUUCUUAAAUACUGCAGCUUUGUGCUUUGAAGUUGAGUACCGAUUAAAAUCAAAUUAUAUUAAGAACAAAGAACUGUAUUUCUUCUUAGAUUUACUUUAUAUGUCUUUAAAAAAUGUGAGGCAACUUUUAAAAUCUUGCCUCUCUCUAACUGUAGUAUUACAUUCUGUCUGUAUGUAUUGUGCUGAACUGUGUUUAUUUAUAUGUAAAAUGACCUGUUUUAUAGACUACUUUAUUUCUAUUGACUUGAAGGAAAGCAAAUCAUAUUGGUACUAGAGAAAAUAAAUAAUUUAUGAAAUGCA